AUGAAGCUGGUGCUUAUUGAGACCGCUUUGCCAACCGAGGCGAGCAUGGAAAAGCUGCAGGACUUGGCGUCGGACCUGAUGAAAGGCGAGUGUCCUAGCCGUCUCGCCGGCUACGCCCUGCGUGGGACAACAGCGGGCGUGUGCUACACCCUCCAGUUCGACGCCGGCCUCGACGACUCGCUCUUCACCAUCGACACGACCGGCGUCGCCGGCCUCGUCAUUGCCGGCGAGCACGGGCCGACCGAGUUUGAGCGUGACCGCCACUAUCUCUACGACUCGUCCGGCACCGACAUCGAGCCGAUCGCCGAGGGGGGCGACGCGGACCACGACAUCUCCUUUGGCUCGCACUCCUUCAACAUGGCGCUGCUCCUCUCCCUCUUCGCCGGUCUCGCGACGGCAGUCGGCGGCCUCGUCGUCUACCUGCCCGAGUCGCUCCAUGGCGGGCGUGAGGCGACGCUUGCCUGUGCCCUGGCAGACACAGACGCGCAGAGGUGCGUACUGCCAGGCGCGAAGUGCGACCAGAAAUGA
Emiliania huxleyi CCMP1516 is the source of this 528-nucleotide messenger RNA. RefSeq lists its product as hypothetical. The transcript has a single exon. NCBI's taxonomy places the organism in Eukaryota, Haptophyta, Isochrysidales, Noelaerhabdaceae. The coding region runs from base 1 to 528 and encodes 175 amino acids. The record is from RefSeq and is a predicted model, not a curated record.